CUUGCAUGGCGACACUGAGAGGGGGUCACGAUGGAGAGACGCAGCGAGAAAGGGGGAGAGAUGGAAGAGGAAGGAGACGUGGAGAACUGAGAGGAGCAUCUGAGAGGAUAACUGCCUGUUUGCUCACUCUUGUCUUCUUGCUCCCCCUCCUGUCCGCUCACUUCCACUCAAACGCUCAGACAGCUAGGUAGGCACACACAGUGGAGCUCCGAGCAGCUGAGGGAUGGAUAAAAAGGUUCCCACGUGAAAGGCAUGAAUCUACAGAAGAAGAGGAGGGUGAGCUAGAAGAAGACACAACCAAAGAGGGAAAACAAAACCAGAAAAACAAGAGGAAGGAACAGAUGGACUCUAAAGAGAGGAAAGGAAACGGUAUAGAGCAGCAGUGACAAGAGAGGUGGAAAUAAAAAAAGCAAACAUAAACGCCAGAGGGAUGGAAGAAUGGGCUGAAGAGACGUGAAGGAAUAGCGGAGAAGAGGAGCGAGCGUUUGUGGGAGGAAGACACAGCACAGAGGGGAAACGGGAAGAGGGGGAGAUGUGGAGCUCAAGCUGUCUUCAACGUUGAGAGAGUGAGUCAUUGAGAAGUGAAAGAAACGAAGAAAGUGAUCAAAUCAGCAAGGAAGAACAAAAAAUGGUGAAACAGAUAGGCCACUAUGUGUAAGAUUGCAAGACUUUCCCUUUCUUUGGCCAUACAAUAUACUGAAUGCCCAGAGGAGAAGGCAGGAGUAGAAGGAAGGGCAACCAAGUAGAAGAGCCAAAGUGAUGGACACAGAAAGGAUGGACAGGCUGUAUGACCUUCCUCCCUGCUUAUUUGUUGGAAACAUCUCCAGCCUAAACAAGAGUUUCUCUCCAUGGAAAUUUAAAGAGAAAAUGGAAUAAGAAGUAAAAGACAUGGACACUAUGGACAUUUUUCACAUGGUUGUUUAAAAGAAUAUUUGAUGCUGCACAUAUUUAUUUUUCUAUGAAAGUAUGAGUAAAAAGAGAACCAUAAAGUUCUUUGGGUAAGCAUUUAUCACAAUGAUCUAUUCUUAAAUUAAAUUUUAAUGGCUGUGCUUAAUACUACUACACUUUGAACUGUGACUCUGGGAUCCCAACCUUUCUUGAGGACAGUCUUAGUUACAAAGGAAGUCCUUGGCGUCUAUAUUUGAAAAAAUCUGAGCAGCUGCACAUAAGAAACAGCUACACAUGUCCUGUGAUGAAACUGGGACUCAGUCGCUCAAUUGUAGAUUUAUAAUGGAUAUCUAGUGAAGGGAGAUCACGAUCUUUGUUGACGCACUGACACAACUAAGCCUUUACAACAUCAAACUGCCUGCAGAGCCUGUGGAUGUUGGGGGAGCAAGAGCGACAAGAGCAAUGGUGAGCAAAGAGCCAAACCACGUGCUCACAGGCCAAACCAACGGCAAGAGCACUUUGGCAGACAAGUUGCCCGGGACAAUGACUGUGCGUUCUGUGUUGCUUAAUAGAGACUCCCCGGACAUUGAAAGCCGCCUAAAGCGGCGUCGCAACCGCACCCACCAGGUCCGCUUUAAAGACCUGGAGGAUGGCAGCAGCAGCAGUGGCAACAGUGGAACAGGAGAAAACAAUAGCCAUCAGAGGGUUGCCACAGAUUGUGACAGCCCACAUCCUCUUCGCAAACAUAGCAGCAGGGCCCCAACACCAUGGGCAGACAGGGAUGGGCCAAGGACUGAUAGUCUACCUGGCCAAACUUCGGUGGUGGGGGCUGUACGUGGGGAUAUGGCAAGUACCAUAGAGGUGGUGGCUGCCUUCUUAGCCAGGGCUCCUCCUCAUCCAUUGACGCCAGGUCCUACACGUCGAUGCUGGGCACCACCACAGAGUAACUCCCUAACCUUGCCGAUGACACGCAAGCCCAGUACGAGCACCAGCACAGCCAUCCAGACCUCCCCAUGCCUGAAAAAAAACCAGUCCAUCUCUUCCACACACAGACGCAGCCACAGUCUUGGGGACUCAGUGGGCGUGGAUGGUGAUGAUGAACAUGACUCUCAAGAUGAGUACCUUACGCACAACCACGUGUCUUUGCCUGGGUCAAAGGAUCUGAACGGUCCUUCUGUUACAGGGGAUGGAAUAGUUGUGGAACGGAGGUCUAAAUCUUGCAGGACAGAUAUGAAGUCAGCUGUCAGUUUAGUAAAAAAUUCCAGGCACAGCUGCCCCCCUUCGGUCCUUCAUAACACUGAGCCAUGCCACUGUUCCACUGUGUCCUGUCGUGAUGGGCCCAAGCGCCAAGGAAGCAGCACUCCCUCAGCGAUCAGGCGAAGAAAGCGGCUGAAUAGGACAACAAGUGAUCCUGGAAAGGAAGUACAAUACUGCACCACCCUCACUCAGACUGAAAGCCCCAGUCCAUCCCCCAAACCCUCAGAUACCAAACUCUGUACCACCCAAGUUCAAACUGAGAGCACUUCUCCAGCUCUCAAUUCAAAGUAUUGCUUCACUCAAAGUCAGACUCAGAGUAAACAUAAUUCUUCACUCCUGAAUGACAAACAAUGCACAACAAUUCAAAAUCAAAUCACUGAUUCUUGCUCAUCCCUACCUCCAAACACUGAACAGUGCACGACUGAGAAACAAACUGACUCACCCCGUCAUCUUUCCCCAGUUCAUCAACCUUGCACUACCCAGACACAAACUUGCAGUCCCUGUGCUUCCCCACCUCUGACGGUAUCACCUAGCUCAAUGCAAGUUCAAUCUGAAAGUCCUGCAAUUCCAACAGCAACUCAAGACCCUCCCACCACCCAAAUAACUACUGUGCCUUACUCUACCUCCCCUCCAAAUACAAAUGCAACCACUCAGAGCCCUGAACAUUGCGCUAAGCCAAUUUGCUCCUCUCCAACUAAGCCAGCUUGCACCACCCCUCCCCCACUAAUAGAUUUGCCCAUCCCUUGCUCGACUCCUGCACCAACCGUUACCCAACAUCCAAUUCCCUAUUAUACCGUUGUGUCACCACCAACAACCCCAAGCACAGCUAUUGUCUGUGCCACUCCUUCCAUAACUGCAACACCACAUCCCAGCCCAAACUGUACCUCCCCAACCCCAAAUGUAGAAUCAUUAUCUCCCCAAACUUCUUUGAACCCAACCCAAACUCUAACCCCCGAUGUGACCGCCCUUGACCCUGCCAGUAAUCAAACAACUGCCCCAAACAUGACAUAUCAACCACCAAACAAUGCAACCAACACUACACCUUCUCUAAACCCAACACCCAGUACAUUUGUAACUCAAACUGCCAUGUCUUGCACCUCCAUAUCAUAUUAUUCCACCACACAUCCAGUUGGCCCCAAUGCCCCCCAGUUAAAUUCUACUGCACCUACUUAUGCUACACUCAUACAGACUGUAUCUCACUGCAAUAUCCCAUGUAAAGCGUUGCAACAUACCUCUGCUGCCAACACAGGAAUAACCCCCUACUCCUCCCCAGUCCCCAAACUAAAAUCUUGCACUUCUCCGCCUCCACUUGUGAAAACAUAUGUGUCCACUCUUCCACUUGCACAACAAUGUGCAACACCAACUAAAGCUGUUCCCCUGUAUUCUUCCACAUUUCGUGCUGCGCCACCAUACACACCCCCCUCUCAGGCCUCCUUUAACGCUCAGGAUAAGAGGGGCAUUCGACUUCCACCUCCUCCCCCACCACCUCCACCUUACACACCACGCAAAAAGGGAAAUGAUACACCAGGUCCUGCAAUCCGUACACCCAUGCUCAGGGCAGACAGCAAGGCCAGCAAGAAAGAUAAAGAAGGGGAGAAGGAGAAAAAGGAAGAUAUAAAAUGUACAGACUCGCCCAAGCUCUGUCAGAGAGCCAGCUCUUUGAAGCACAGAGCUCAAACUCCGCCAGUUGCUGUGAUGAAGGGAGAGAAGCAGUCCUCCUCCUCCUCCUCCUCCUCUCCUGCCAAGGCCUGUUUUAAGCCCAGCUGUCUCAGCUCAGCCCAGGCUCAGCUUGGGGCACUACAUAAAAUGCUCUGCUCAGGAGCCAAUGCCCGGCCCAACACCCCCAACAGCCAACACCCUCUCCCUCCAAACCAGCAGGGUUGCUCUGGGGCCAGGCGCUGCUCUGCUUCUGGGGAGCGACCUACAGCUGGACCCCUGACUGCCACCCAAGCUGACACACUAAGACAGGUCCAGGAAAUACUGGGAGGGUUGGUGGCUGGGGCCAGGUGUAAACUGGACCCAGCAAGGGUGACAGAGAAGCUCUUAGGUCCCAACGGACCCCUACAUGAUAUUCGUAGCCUGCAGAACCAGCUCCACAGUCUGGAGGGGGUCCUGGAGACCAGCCAGAAUACCAUUAAGGUUCUGCUGGAUGUCAUUCAAGACCUUGAGAAGAAGGAAGCCGAAAGGGACGGUAAACAACAGAGCGACGAGGCGUGUUGCCAACUGUUCCGCGAGAAUAUUAUUCGGAAAUCUGGAAGAGAACAAGAAAACCACAGGGCCAACUGCACACAAUUUAGAAGACAUUUAUACAGAACCGGACAGGACAUUGAGAACUGUGGGACCUGCAGGGACUGCGCCUGCAUCAUCUACAGUGUAGAGCACGACUUCCGUCUGCAGGAGGGGCAGGUGGUCCGCACAUGGAAGGUGGGCGACCCUCCUGAGGGCAUGCCACAGCCCCCGACUCCCCAGCCCCCUACGCCCCACCAACAAGACUCUCCUCAGCCAGUGCGACCGCCUGCCACCACCAAGAAGAACAGGAAGAAAUGUUUCUGGUUCCUCUGAGAACUACACGAUGGAGCAAAAGACACUUUUGGUACUCUAAUGCACUGCUUAACCUUCUUUCAAAAGAAAAAGACAAAACCGUGGAGAUGUGAUUAAAAACACAAGCGUGGAGUGAAGUGGAGAAUUAAAAUGCAAACAUAAAAGUGAGGUAGGAGGAGAGUAACAAAGGUUCAGAUUGUAGCUGUUGUUGUUGGAGUCGAUGGGAAUGGUUGACGGGGGAACACAUGUUGAUGCUGCUCUUAAAAUCAGCCUCUUCAGCACUUAUAAGUUUGAUACUUGUGCAGGGAAGUAAAAGUGCUGAAGUCAAAUAAAAGCAAAAGUUCACUCCACAUAUGAGUCACAGCUAGGAAGCAAUUAGGAGAUAUAAAGAGAAUAUAUAGCCAGUGGAAGGGGGCAAGGGGCACAGUACAAGAGGCAAUACAGAAGAGAGAUGGAGAAUAUUUAUGAAAUAUGAAACGAAUAAAGUUUAUAGGCAAAGAGAGAAAAGACAGAGAGGGAGUAUUCAUCUUCAUUAAUGGACUAAUGAGGGUCAGAACACCAGCUUUUAUAUCCAGAGACAUUUAAAAAAAAGGAAUAAUCAUGACCUGUAUUUAAAACUUUUAUGAAACUGUAAUUGAUGAAAAAGUACUACACAUGUCUACAUGCACACACAGCACCCACACAAACACACAAAUGAACAUAUUUACAUAAGAAGCAUAUAUAAAUGGAGAAAAUGAGUGAGUUGAGUUCUGUUCAUAUCAGGGCUAUUCUGCUUGGAUGCUAUAUUUCAGAUAUGGAUUACUGCUCUAUAAAAGUAUUUUACCACA
Molecule: messenger RNA, 5513 nt
Organism: Labrus mixtus (cuckoo wrasse)
Lineage: Eukaryota; Metazoa; Chordata; Actinopteri; Labriformes; Labridae
Product: mucin-2
Exons: 5
Coding region: 1351-4707 (1118 amino acids)
Biological process (GO): inhibitory postsynaptic potential
Cellular component (GO): postsynaptic density
Source: RefSeq, a predicted model, not a curated record